AUGUUAGUUGCUACAUUUGAACUCGAUUUACCAUAUCCAGUGCCCUUAUUUUCCUCGCUAUCAGCUUGGUUUUUCGAGAUAUCAGUAUCAUUAUUACCCAACACCGAGAAACUCGAUUUUGCUUGACAACUGGCUGCAAAUGGGAAUUGAUAGCCCAAAUUAGGUGUUUCCCCAUUGACUGGGCUUACGAGUUUAUCAUAGCCUCCGUUAGAAUCUAUUUUUGAAUUGGAGACACCAUGUUCAAUGAUGCUGUCAUUUUCACUGACUGAAUCAUCAUACGCAAGGUGCAGUACAUCAUUGCUUUUAAUGUGUCCUGCUUCUGUUGAGCAAAAUUUGUUCUUAUGCACGCCACGGUCAUUAAAUUUUUUGUUAUUGCUCUGAGAACUUUCUCUCACCCACUCGCCAAGUCUACCUUGUAACAGAGUCGCUUCUGAUACCAUAGUCGACGUAAAAGCGCUCUUACCAUCACCUAGUACUAAAUUGGACUUCACCUGAUAAUUUGACGCACCUGGGAAAGGAAAAUCAAAAUUUGCCGUUUCCCUGGUGUCUAGAAUUAGAGUAUACACGUGUAGCAAAUUUUGUUCUCUAACCAUGGUGAUGACAAUAUCAAACCCUGAAACAUGAACCCUCUUUUUUAAGGGUUCAUUAAAACCGAUCAGUUAGUCAGUCAGGGGAAGUUUUUUAGUUGGAAGUCAUGCCCAAGUGAUUCUAGCUCUUUCAUAUACACAGCAAAGAUCGUGUUUCCAGAUGACAAAUUCCCAAAAAAAUACGGCUUAAAGUCUUGCAGUUUAUUGAACACUGUAGAAUAAAGGUAUGUAUAGCACUCAUCUUUUAAGGCUUUAAUUGUUUGCGCGUCAGUUUCCGAGUGUUUUUGUCAAACAUGACAAUACCCACAGUCACAAAGUCAACUACAUGUCUUAGAGCAAACGAUAACUUUUAUUGUGAACUGAAAAGAACCAACCUUUAACAAUUACCUCUUUGUCUUUUCUGCUGGUGCUUUUUUGCAACGUGCCAAACAUUGAACUGCUGUUGCACAUGUGGAAAAUUCUUUUUCAUGUCUGUCCAUAUACGGACAUAUCUGUGGCAACUAGUUUAGGAUGGCUCCUCUAUUGUGAAUAAUCUCAAUACACCUUUUGUAACCCUCUCUUUUCAUUGCAUUGCUGUUGGUCACCUCACUAAGCUGGACGAUUUGAAAGUCAACAAUCUUGUUACUAAGUUGAUCAAUUACGGGUACGUCCUAUGUUAAGCACUGUGUCUAGGACUGUAACAUCUACCAUCUCCAGACAGCCAGAGGUCUUCAAUUUGAAACUCACUGAAAAUAGAAAUUCGUUCUGCCUCCCAAGCCUCAUUAGUAACAGGAAAUAAGUUUAUCUUUUAAAUGUUGCAAAUUGCCUUUUGCCUGAAAUUUUCAAGUUCAGCAUUUCAGUUAAAAAUGCUAUUUUGAGCAUGUUGCUCCACUUAGUGGAAUUGCUGAAGGUAGUAAUAAAUUUCUAGCCGCCAUCCCUUUGAGCUUGGGUAACUUGUUCCAUAAAUACUUGGAGUUUGGUGUCAUUUUGGGAAUUUUUAGCUUUAAACUUUGAUGAUGAUGCCAUUGAAACUUUUUCCUUUUCAUCAUCAUCACUUAUCAUUUUUAGAUAGGAUGCAAGAUGGGCCUUUGUGAGUGGAUACAUUUCAAUACUCUUAUGUUCACUGCAGGUUCUUUAGUGUUAAGGAACAAAGUUUCCCUUUCAAAAAGGUCUGGUUCAGUGUAUGUGUCCUUUUCACAAAGACCAAAGGAGUCAGGUGUUUGGAUACCCACUGAUUUCAGGAAAAGACUCCUCAAGUGUUAACUUGACAUCCAAAAUUGUGUCUCUGUAGGCGAGCUAGUAGGAGCCUAUAUAAUCUCUACACUCUCAGAUUUCUCAAGAACGUGAGUACUAGUGCUGGCCAUUUGGUUAAAUGCACUUUGAAGUACUAUGUCCUCUAAAAGCCGUAGGUAGAGAAGGGUGGGAGGAUGACUCAUUACUACGGGCAGGCUUGAACACUCUGUCUGUCACGAGCAUGUUUAAACAGAGUGUUGAAGCCUGCAAGCCACCAGACCAGUGGAAAAUAGCUAGAGUCAGUGCAGCAUUCAAAUAA
Messenger RNA from Porites evermanni, 2118 nucleotides. NCBI's taxonomy places the organism in Eukaryota, Metazoa, Cnidaria, Anthozoa, Scleractinia, Poritidae. The record is from the annotation of a GenBank genome assembly.